AUGUAUCCGAUCUCCGCAGGACCAAUGAGAACCUUUGUUCUCUCCCGCUCUGCCUCGUCCAUACUGCGUGGCUCAUUCGGUCAAUCAACUGCUCUUUCCAGAGGUCUCCAGUGUAGGAGUCCUCUGCUCUACUAUAACAUUGCCCUUGGGAGCAAGAGGUGCUUCUCAGCAGGUCCCCGCCAACGAGCCAAAGAAUAUUUCCCAGCCCUCAGUGGAACAAAACAUAUUGUCGAGUCUGAAACAACAUGGGCACAUCCAAUGUUCACCGAAGAGCAGAUGAAGAGUAUUGUCAUCGCACAUCGAAAUGCUGAGACCUGGUCCGAUUGGGUUGCCUUGGGAACCGUUCGUAUGUUGCGCUGGGCUACAGAUCUGGCAACAGGUUACAAUCAUCCCGGGAAGUCGGACCAGAAUGAGCAAUUUGUUAUGACUGAGAAGAAAUGGAUCAUCCGGUUCAUUUUUCUAGAAACCGUUGCUGGUGUCCCUGGAAUGGUUGGAGGUAUGCUCCGCCAUCUCCGAAGCCUAAGACGAAUGAAGCGGGAUAAUGGAUGGAUCGAAACUCUUUUAGAAGAAGCAUACAACGAGAGAAUGCACCUGCUGUCAUUCCUGAAACUCGCUAAACCAGGGUGGUUUAUGCGGCUCAUGGUUUUAGGAGCCCAGGGUGUCUUCUUCAACUCUUUCUUCAUGGCAUACCUCAUCUCCCCACGGACCUGCCACCGCUUCGUCGGGUACCUCGAAGAGGAGGCUGUUAUGACGUACACACACGCAAUUAACGACCUCGAAGCUGGGAAGUUGCCUGAGUGGGCCAACAAAGAGGCUCCAGAUAUUGCCGUGGCUUACUGGCACAUGCCAGAAAACAAGAGAACCAUUCUGGACUUGCUGUACUAUAUCCGUGCCGAUGAAGCUAAGCAUUGUGAGGUCAACCACACCCUGGCCAACUUGAAGCCCAACGUCGAUCCAAAUCCUUAUACCUCGAAGUACGAUAACCCCGAUGUGCCUCAUCCAACGAAGACAGCCGAGAUAAUCAAACCCACUGGCUGGGAAAGAAAGGAUGUCAUCUAA
Messenger RNA from Paracoccidioides brasiliensis Pb18, 1059 nucleotides. RefSeq names its product alternative oxidase, mitochondrial. Gene Ontology annotation, biological process: alternative respiration. The coding region runs from base 1 to 1059 and encodes 352 amino acids. The transcript has 3 exons. Gene Ontology annotation, cellular component: mitochondrion. The record is from RefSeq and is a predicted model, not a curated record. Gene Ontology annotation, molecular function: alternative oxidase activity.